Messenger RNA from Babesia bigemina, 1122 nucleotides. RefSeq lists its product as hypothetical. Lineage: Eukaryota; Apicomplexa; Aconoidasida; Piroplasmida; Babesiidae. The transcript has a single exon. The coding region runs from base 1 to 1122 and encodes 373 amino acids. The record is from RefSeq and is a predicted model, not a curated record.
AUGGUAUACAAUUCAUUGACGGAAGCUCCUCACAACCUCAAGGAAGGUAUUGAUUGGUUGAUUGCCGUGAAGGGGACGGCUGCUAAAAGUAACUUGGCUGCUAUGGGUGCUGCAGUUCACAAGUUUCUUGUGGACAAGCCUGUCGGGCACACGGUUGUUCCAGCGCUAGAAGUUGUUAAACUUAAUGUGAAAGAUUUCAUGGAUCAAAAUGAGCUAAAGAACAUGCCGUACGUAAAGGAGCUACGGAGUCGGUACAGCAGCCCUGUAAGAAAGUAUGGGACACCUUUUUUCAUCCACAGAGCAGACGAAAGUAUAUAUAAAAACAUCGUGAAAACUAGAAAAAUGAGGCCUGACAUAAUCACAAAUAAAGUAACUGAUGUUGUGUAUGGUUGUGAGAAGUUCUUGAACACUAUCAAGGUCGAUAACAAGUAUGAGUCUGCCUACAGUUCUGAAGCUACGUGGGAAAAAUCAUGUUCCGAAAAGCCGGAAGACUGCGCAGCGGUCUUCGUGGGUAUUGCGCCUAUGUUAUGCGCAGGUCUGCGUUCUUUGAGAAUUGCAAGUGACAGCGGUUCCUUGAGCUGUUUGGGUAAGAGCAAGACAAAUGUUGGGAAUAUAUUGUCCGCGUUGGGUUACAAUGACCCGAAAUGCAUUUAUAAUAGUAAUGCUUCAUAUGUUUACAACGCGUUGAAAAAUCUGAGGCUCCGAAUGUUUCUUACACUCUACGACCUCUCUGGCUUCUGGGCAUUCUACGGGUCUAAUAAAAUAGAGGCUGUCAGAGAGAAACCCGUAGACCCUGUCAUCCCCGAAGCUGAGCCAUCCGUUGACGGCGAAGGCGAGCAGUCCGUGAUCCCCGAAGCUGAGCCAUCCGUUGACGGUGAAGGUGAGCAGUCCGUGAUCCCCGAGGUCGAACCGUCCGUUGACGGUGAAGGUGAGCAGUCCGUGAUCCCCGAGGUCGAACCGUCCGUCGAGCCUGUGCAACCUGAAGUAGAUGACGUUGAACAACCUGUUAAGGUUGCAAAAGCUGCCGAUGUGGUAAAGUCUGCGAAAAAAGCUGCAAGGAAGGUUUCCAAGAAGGCCCUCCAGAAUGAAGAGAAGCAGCAGCGUGCAUUCUCUACGCAGUGA